Molecule: messenger RNA, 1212 nt
Organism: Nannizzia gypsea CBS 118893
Lineage: Eukaryota; Fungi; Ascomycota; Eurotiomycetes; Onygenales; Arthrodermataceae
Exons: 2
Coding region: 1-1212 (403 amino acids)
Biological process (GO): spliceosomal complex disassembly; mRNA splicing, via spliceosome
Cellular component (GO): nucleus; U2-type post-mRNA release spliceosomal complex
Molecular function (GO): DNA binding
Source: RefSeq, a predicted model, not a curated record
AUGAGCUCUUCGUUUGCAAGUAGGCGCAAGGCGCGGCGGGUUGGUGUGGACGAUGAAGACACGGAUGGCGCCGUUGAGCAAGAGCCUGUUGUUCGGAAACCGGCUUUGAAAUCAAAGAGGAAAUCAAAAUUAAACCUUUCUUUUGGAGUCGGUGGAACUUCCAUGACUGACGAUGUUUCGGACGAAGGAGAGGUUGUCAUUCCAAAGAAGACGGGGAUAAGACGCAAUGUUUUGGACAAAGCAUCAAACCGAAAGCCCUUGGGUUCAUCAGAGACUCUUCCAGUCCGAGUUGGCCGAGAUGAUGACCGCCCAAGCUAUAGCAAAGACUAUCUCCAGGAAUUACGGAACUCUACUCCAUCCACACCAAAGAAUGUGUCUCGUCCAGACACCGAAGACGAAAAAGACAAGGCCUUGGAUAUAGCCGGCAAAUUUGGAGAAGUGGCGCAAUACACCAGGCCCUCCGCUAUUCCUAGUGAAGCCGAAAUCCGAGAGAAAAAGGCACGUCGCAGCCGCCUGGCUAAGGAACAAGAGUACAUAUCUCUGAAUGAUACUGGUGUAGAGGAUGACGAAGACGAGUGGUCACUGUCAAAGAAACCACUUGAAACUGAAACAAGGCUAGUCCGAGAUGAUGAGGACUUUGCGGAGGGUUUUGAUGAGUAUGUCGAGGAUGGCCGGAUAGCGAUGGGCAAAAGGGCAGAGAUCGAGCAAAAGAAGCGGCAACGUGCAAAUAUGAAAGAGCUCAUAAACGAUGCUGAAGAUCUCUCGGACGAAGAUGACUCUGAAACCGAACGCCGGGCUGCAUACGAGUCUGCGCAAACUCGUGCCGGAAUGGAUGGUUUGAAGAGGGACACCGAUGAAUCUGUACCGCGCUCAAAGACACCACCAAAAAUAACAUCUCUACCAACUCUUGCAUCGAAAUUGGCUGGCUUGCGAAUGAGCGUGGUGGAAAUGGAAAACAAUAAAGCGCAGCUUGUCAAUCGUUUGGAGGAACUUCGCAAGGAAAAGGUUGAGAUAUCUGAGAGAGAAACUGAGAUUCAAAAUCUCCUGAAAGAAGCGGGUGAGAAGUAUGAGAGGCUCCGGGUAGAGGCCGGGCAGACUGCCACUACAGAGAAACUUAUCACGGGAACUGAGGCUGGAGCUGACCGUGGACUUGAUAACCUCGGCGCCCUGUCACUACCAGCGCCAGAUGCUGAAAUGAACGAAGACGAUUGA